AUGCACUUCACCAAGCUCAUUGCCCUCGCUCUCGCCGCCAUCGCACCUAUUGCGGUCGCAGCUCCGUUUCAAUUGGAGGAGCGACAGAGCAACAGCUGCCAACAGGCGUUAGCCGCCCUCGCCGGAACCGUUGCCUAUUAUAAAGGCGUUACCAAAACCUGGACUGGCAACGCAGCUACUGCGGCCAAUACUGAGAUUAAAAAAUUGGAAAAGGCGGGUCAGUCUAUAAAAACGGCGUGCUCUCAGAUGGACCAGGCGAUUUCGAGUGCGGAUCAGAGUUAUAAGCAAACAGAGAGCCAUAACUCGAACGUCUGGGGGUAG
Penicillium cataractarum is the source of this 321-nucleotide messenger RNA. RefSeq lists its product as uncharacterized. The transcript is spliced from 3 exons. Bases 1 to 321 code for a protein of 106 amino acids. NCBI's taxonomy places the organism in Eukaryota, Fungi, Ascomycota, Eurotiomycetes, Eurotiales, Aspergillaceae. The record is from RefSeq and is a predicted model, not a curated record.